Molecule: messenger RNA, 633 nt
Organism: Hansenula ciferrii
Lineage: Eukaryota; Fungi; Ascomycota; Saccharomycetes; Phaffomycetales; Wickerhamomycetaceae
Exons: 1
Coding region: 1-633 (210 amino acids)
Source: RefSeq, a predicted model, not a curated record
AUGAUCUUUGACCAGCAGUUCUCGAGCGAGUCGCUCCCAAUCACACCAGCUACUUCGAUAGCUCCACCCCUUCAAACACCUCCAAAUAUGAAUAUGUCCCAAAGCUAUUUUUAUCAUCAUGAUUAUAAUUAUCAUGAAGAUGAAGGAGAAGAUGAAUACAACAAGGGGUUAGAACCAGAUGAUUCACCAUUAUUAAACUCACUACAGCUGUCUCCUACAGAACAAUCAUAUUUGGAUCAAUUAGCUUCAGCACCUCAAACACCUCAAUUAUCUGGCUCAAAAUUUUCAAAUUCAGUACCUGCAUAUCAAUUCCCAUCUUUAAAAAAUCAUUUCACAAAUAAUUCUAAUAAUAAUGGCUAUUCAAAGACCCAACCACCAACAAGACCAGAAACUCCAAAUUCCGAGUUAUUGAGUAGAGAAAAUUCAAUUAAAUUAAAUCAUAUACCUAAAAGUGAAUUAUCAAGAGAUAAAACUAUAAGAUAUUCUGUACAUAUUGAAAAUGAUGAUUUUGAGUUAUAUAAACCUAUAAGAAGGACUCAUUGGUUUAAAGGACAUGGGAAAAGUCAUAGUGGGUUUCAACAACCAAAUAUGGGGUUCUUAAAGAAUCAUAAAAAGAGUAAAAGUGAUUAUUAA